CUUCCCAUAUGGAUCCGAAUAUACCUCGCUUGUUUCAGAUUGCACACUACAAGUAUGAGAAGGUCCUCAAUCUUAAAGUCGCAGAACUCGGAGCUGAUGAUGGUGGUAGAAGAUAAGAGAGAAGACGAAAACUCGAACAGUUCAUCUGCGCAGAGCUCCGAAGAUGAAUCUACCUCCUUGAAUCCUUUCUUGCUGUCUCAUUAUGCGAGAGAAAUGAGGAAGCAUUCCCUGCCCACGCCCCAGUGCACUGGGAUAACGGCACCUCAAGUACGACGUCUGUCUGUCGAGAAAGAAGAAACAGCAGGGCCCGUUUCCUGGCAGGUGGAGCUUCUGGAGACUCUUUCGCAAGUAGCUCAGCAAAUUGCUGGCGGACGAAGAUACUCCGUCGAUAGCAACUCCAAGCUGCCCUCGUCUCUCUUCGGUAGGAAUCGUCAAGAGCCGGUGGCAGCGUUCCCGUCAUCACGAUUCUCUGGUAGAGUUCUACCUUGCAGGUAUUCCUACUGAAAUACUAACAUACUACAACAAAACCAAAAGGGCACGUUCAUUUUUUAGGCCCAAUUUUAUUAUUCUAAAAUCUUUAUAUGAAUCAUAAUGUAUCAGUAACGAGGCGCCUUUGUAGUAAUGCAUCAAAGGAAUAUAGUCGAUUUCUUCUAAGAUAUCUAUCAAACUAGCAAAGAACCUACGAGUUAUAUGUAUAUUAAAUAAAUAAAGUCUUUUUAAAAA
Messenger RNA from Acanthoscelides obtectus, 723 nucleotides. NCBI's taxonomy places the organism in Eukaryota, Metazoa, Arthropoda, Insecta, Coleoptera, Chrysomelidae. The record is from the annotation of a GenBank genome assembly.